Messenger RNA from Benincasa hispida (wax gourd), 2665 nucleotides. RefSeq names its product putative metal-nicotianamine transporter YSL5. Gene Ontology annotation, molecular function: oligopeptide transmembrane transporter activity. Gene Ontology annotation, cellular component: membrane. NCBI's taxonomy places the organism in Eukaryota, Viridiplantae, Streptophyta, Magnoliopsida, Cucurbitales, Cucurbitaceae. The record is from RefSeq and is a predicted model, not a curated record.
GUGAGGAAAUUUCCAUCGGCCAAGUUGGCAACUCCUAUCACUGUCGAGCUCAUGGCUCCUCUCCAAAUCGCCGACUUGGAAGUCAAUCGGAGACCAAUUUGGGCUAUUCUUUUGUCUUGUUUCCAACAAUUUUUCAUCCAAGCAUCAAAUGAUAGCUACAUCCUCAAUCUUUGUGCGGUUUCUAUGAAUUCCACUUCUUUGGUUCAGUUCAUCACAAGUUUCAUUUUCCAGUUCUGAUUUUAACCUCUUAAAUCGUUGAUAUCAAGACGUUAUGGAGGAGGAACGAGUGGAUGACCGUGUUGUGAAGCGUUUGGAUUCAGAACGCGAUCCAAAUCAGAAGAACAGGCAGAGAUUUGGGGGUGUAGGUGGAGUAUUAUCGAUUGAGGAGUUCUUUGAGGACCAAGAAGUUCCUUCGUGGAGGAAGCAGCUGACGUUUAGGGCUUUUUUCGUUAGUUUUUGGCUGAGCGUUUUGUUCAGCUUCAUUGUAAUGAAGCUCAAUCUGACCACUGGUAUUAUACCUUCACUCAAUGUGUCUGCUGGUCUAUUAGGUUUCUUCUUUGUCAAGUCGUGGACGAAAUUUUUGGAGAGAUCAGGUCUCUUGAGGCAGCCUUUCACCAGGCAGGAGAAUACCGUCAUCCAAACCUGUGUUGUUGCCUCGUCUGGUAUCGCUUUCAGCGGAGGUUUUGGAAGUUAUUUAUUUGGAAUGAGUGAGCGGAUUGCUCAUAAAGCAUCAGGCAGCAAAGAUUUCAAAGAUCCAUCAUUAGGAUGGAUGAUUGGUUUUUUAUUUGUUGUUAGCUUUCUUGGCCUCUUCUCAGUUGUACCCCUGCGAAAGAUCAUGGUCAUAGACUUCAAAUUAACUUAUCCAAGUGGUACUGCAACUGCUCAUUUGAUUAAUAGUUUCCACACUCCCCGAGGAGCAGCACUAGCAAAGAAACAGGUGAGAUUGCUUGGCAGGUUUUUCUCUGUGAGCUUCUUGUGGGGCUUUUUUCAAUGGUUCUUUACAUCUGCAGAUGGUUGUGGAUUUGCACAUUUUCCAACAUUUGGGCUCAAAGCAUAUGCAAACAAGUUUUACUUUGACUUCUCAGCAACAUAUAUUGGAGUGGGGAUGAUUUGCCCCCACAUAAUAAAUGUAUCAGUGCUUGUUGGAGGAAUUAUCUCCUGGGGCAUAAUGUGGCCUCUCAUAGAAGAUAAAAAAGGUCAAUGGUAUAGUGAGAAAUUAAGCUCAGAUGACCUAAGUGGACUUGAAGGUUAUAAGGUAUUUAUAGCAAUAGCUAUAAUUCUUGGUGAUGGCCUAUACAACUUCUUCAGAGUAUUGUCUCGGACCCUCUCCGGAUUGUUCGACCAACUUCAACGCAGAAGAGAGAGUGAAGAUUUUUCCAUGGAAAACUCAUCAAGGUCUGAGUUAUCUUAUGAUGAUGCACGAAGGAAACAACUUUUUCUUAAGGAUCAAAUACCAAUCUGGUUUGCCAUUGGAGGCUAUGUUGUAAUUGCUGUAGUGUCGAUGAACACUCUUCCACACAUCUUUCCCCAGCUAAAAUGGUAUUAUAUUUUGGUCAUCUACAUCUUUGCUCCUAUCUUGGCCUUCUGUAAUGCAUAUGGAUGUGGACUCACAGAUUGGUCUCUGGCAUCCACUUAUGGAAAGCUUGCCAUUUUCACAAUUGGUGCAUGGGCUGGGCCCUUGCAUGGGGGAGUUAUUGCUGGUCUAUCAGCUUGUGGGGUCAUGAUGAAUAUUGUCUCUACAGCCUCAGACCUUAUGCAGGAUUUCAAAACUGGUUAUCUAACUUUAGCUUCACCUCGCUCCAUGUUUGUCAGCCAAGUAGUCGGCACAACCAUGGGCUGCAUUAUUUCCCCUUGUGUCUUUUGGCUCUUCUACAAGGCAUUUGAUGAUCUUGGUCUUCCAACUGGUGAAUACCCGGCCCCUAACGCAGUUCUUUUUCGCAACAUGGCUGUGUUGGGUGUUGAAGGCAUUUCAAGUCUACCAAAGAAUUGUCUUACCUUUUGUUACGUGUUCUUUGCCAGCGCAAUUUUGAUUAACUUGAUUAAAGACUUGAUACCAAAAAAGUGGGCAAGGUUCAUUCCCUUACCCAUGGCAAUGGCUAUAUCAUUCUAUAUAGGACCAUACUUUGCAAUUGAUAUGAGCCUUGGUAGUCUGAUAUUGUUUGUGUGGCAGAAGUUAAACAGAACCAAAGCCGAAGCAUUCGGUCCCGCCGUAGCAUCUGGUUUGAUAUGUGGGGACGGGAUUUGGACGUUGCCUAAUUCAAUUUUGGCUUUGGCGGGAGUCAAGGCGCCAAUUUGCAUGAAGUUCCUUUCAAGGUCAACCAACGCAGAAGUAGAUAAGUUCUUAAGAUCAUAGAUCUGAAAUUUUGACUCUUUGAAUUUAUCUAUAGCUUUGCGGUAGCUAAAUACAUGUAUGGGCUAAAUUAUCUCAACGCCACCCUCUUCUUUUGGUUUCUUUUAUGUUUGUAUUGGUUUCUUUGGGGGCAUGGGAGAGCCAGGCUUUAUUCUGUUGUAUGGCGAAGGGCAGUUGUGGUGAGAUUCGAAGAUAGAAAGAGGGAGAAGCAAAAUUUUACUGGACAAUGAUGAAAAAUGUGGCCUAGUUUUAACAUGUAUUUAUAUGCUAGAUAUAAUGGUGAAAAUAAAUGUUAAAUUAGGUGUAUUUGUGAAA